Messenger RNA from Trichoderma harzianum CBS 226.95, 592 nucleotides. RefSeq lists its product as hypothetical. The record is from RefSeq and is a predicted model, not a curated record. The coding region runs from base 174 to 467 and encodes 97 amino acids. Lineage: Eukaryota; Fungi; Ascomycota; Sordariomycetes; Hypocreales; Hypocreaceae. The transcript has a single exon.
AGGACCCGGGGGGGGGGGUGUUGCUUGAGACAAGGGAGCCGCCAUCAUGGGACGAAGAACAGGCCGCUGUCGCAGUCUUGUUAUGCAGUGCAGCUGUACAUGCACACUUUGGCGAGGCAUAAGGUUGGGCCUAUGCAUCUUUCACAAGGGCCUCUCUCGCCCAGCUCCUCGGUAUGCUGCGCUUAGAACUGGUGUCUCGCGCGCUUAUCUGGAUAUGGUACUUGAUUUGCAUGGGCUGUCCUCAUCCUUUGCACCUGGACAUGCACAUUGUUAGCCUACAGCACUUGUACAGCAUCAAGAUGAGAGCACCUCGUCCUCGUCCUCAUCUCCGAUGCGGCUGCUGUCGUGUGUCAAAUCUGGUGCCAAGCUGUCAAGAAGGCGGUUCUCCACCAAGUCUCCGGUGCGAGUCAGGCCAUUUGUCCGGCUCCUCCACUCCUGAGCCUGACGCGGAUGAACUGAGAUGGUGAUGAUACAGCAAUAAUACUCGUAAAUAAAGAGCAGCAUUGAGUUCCCAUCUCUCCGCAAAGAGGCCGGGAAUAGCAGCGCCCGCCAUCACGUGACAAGUAUCGUGCCGCUUUCAGCCAAUCAGGUG